UAAAAGACAACCAUAACAACAGCAUGGAUGUGAAAGCAAAGAAAGAACUAAUCAAAGUUAGGAAAGCAGUAAAGAGGAAACUGCAAAUGUUAAAGGAAUCGAUGGUAGGACAGAAUCUUCUAUUGCAACAAGCUUAUCAACCAAUUACAAAAUCGCUUCUUCACUUGAAAUCUGAGUUGGGUGAAGAGAUCAAAAAGGAAUUAAAACCAGAGGUUGUUAAUUGGUCGAAAGUUGAUAUUCCAGCAUCAUCAACUCCAAUAAAAAUUAGAAAACUUGAUCCUUCGAAUGCUCCAGCUACCAUACUUCAAGGUCCUCCUUCCUUCUUAAGGGAAGAAAGUGUAUAUGAAGUUGACCCAAGAAGGGAUGACAGUGAGUUCGAACAAUUAAAAAAAGCAUAUAUAGAUUAUAUCAAUAGCUCUCGAUUUGGAGAAUAUUUGGAGGAAUUCGAUCCUCUACCUCGUGACUAUAUAGAAGGAAUUAUUAAAGACUAUGAAGGUGAUAGAUUUAACACUGACGUUGUGAAUCCCCGUCUUGACAAAGUUCGAUACGAAUGGGACACAAAUAAAUUUUUUAUCGGUGAUUCUGAAAUAGAUUUUGAUGGAUCAGACGUCGUAAUCGAUGGAAAAUUUAAAUACACAGGUACUGUGGGAUUAUACGAGCAACUGUUUAAAUUAAGUUCUGAAUAUCCGACAUCAAUUAAAGAACGGAGAGACUAUGCGGAUAUAUUAAAACGUACGGGAGCAGUAUACAAUUUAAGGCAGCAAACAACGAAGCCUUCUAAAGGUGGAGGCUUAUCGUUGUUGACUUACAACGAAAAACCGAUAGAAUACAAAUAUUUUGAUGAUGUUAAUGAAUUGUGUGAUCGUUUAAAGUUAUUGGUUGCUUCUCAACAAGCAGGCAACACAAAUCAUGAAAACGAAAUGCAAUCAAUUUUAGAAGAGUUGCGGGAGUCUAAUAUAAUCGAAUAAACGAUUUGUGGGGGUGGUUAGUUAGAUAAUGGCGAUCGAUAAGUUCGGACGUGCGUUAGAAAAAAAACGAUCAUAUUCGCGAGCAUUUAGCAAUGUUCACGAUUUUAAUCAUAACCGCUUAACAAGAAUCGGGGACCCUCAGCAGGAGCAUGAUGCUGUUAAUGUACGAUUUUUGGAGAAGAAGCUGAAACUUCUUUUAUCUCAAGAUGAUAUAGUGAAUAUUAGGAAGGCAUUCGACAAAGUAUUAUAUUUUGUUGACGUGGGUAAUAAACGUAUUAUACACUUGAAUGAGCCUACAGCUGGCUUUCAUGCAGCUACAAAAAAAUAUGUAGACGAAAAGGAUAGGUUAACAAAAGAACAUAUCAGAAUAGA
Agrilus planipennis (emerald ash borer) is the source of this 1340-nucleotide messenger RNA. RefSeq lists its product as uncharacterized. The record is from RefSeq and is a predicted model, not a curated record. The transcript has a single exon. The coding region runs from base 24 to 968 and encodes 314 amino acids. Lineage: Eukaryota; Metazoa; Arthropoda; Insecta; Coleoptera; Buprestidae.